CCCGCGAGACGCUCGUCCGAGACGCUCGUCCCUCGAAGCGACGGGUCCCGCGGGCGAUGUGGCGACGAGGAGGACCCAACGGUCUCUCCGCGGCCGGGGAGGAUGAAGCGGAAAGCGGACGAGCCGGGCGGCGUGAGUCCUGGGCGGCUCCGGGCCGUCUUCGGCCUAGAGCGCGAGGGCACACGGGUGCUGCUCUUGGGUGAGGGCAACUUAUCCUUCGCCUGGGCGAUCUCAAAGCUCAAGCUCAGCUGUGUGAUCGCCUCGACCUUCGAGACGGAAGACGAGCACCGCGAGCGCUUCCAGGGGAGCCAAGCGCGUACCCAAAUGCUGCGAGAUGCAGGCGUCCAAGUGAUCUUCGGUGUGGAUGCCACUGAUCUCUCGACCUUGCCAGAGGAGGUCAAAGAGAAACCUUUUGAGCGGGUCAUCUUCCAGUUUCCACAGCAUCCUGAGCGGAACAAGAUCCACCUGAACCGUCAGCUACUACGGCAGAGCCUUCAAGAGGCCUCCCGCCUCUUGACCGAGGACGGCCAAGUGCUGAUUUCACUACUGCAGGGCCAAGGAGGAAGUCCCGCGGAAGCCACUCAAAGGCGUCCCAAAGAUACCUGGCAGGCCCAAGAGAUGGGCCUCGAGGCUGGGCUCCUGCUGGUCGGUGUGUCCGAGUGCCCCAUGGAGGAGUUGCUGGCGAUGGGCUAUGAGAGCACCGGCUUCCGAGGUCGAGGAUUAAGAGACCAGACCAAGGAGGUCUACCAGGAGCGGAGCUUCAACGUCACCGGCAGCCUCACCCACCGCUUCGCUCGACUAGGCCCAGGUGUUCAGUCAGCCUUUCCCACGGUGAGAAGCCAUGACAUCAGCUUUUGGAUUCAGGAGAACUUCUCUGAGGAUUUGCUGCUGCGCACCUGUGCAGCAGUGGCCUUGGGGGGUGAACUCGACGUGCAACCCGAGUUGAAGUUGCUGGAUGAGUACUGCAGUCCCAUGGACGGACGCCGCGCGCGGACCUACAGGAGAUCGGUCCAGACGCCUACGAGAGCGGACGUGCUGUGAGGCUCCUGGUGAGCAGCAGCACGCGGUGCAUCCACGAGGCGAUGUGGAAAGCCUGGUGUGGCCAAGUCCGAGAGCGACUCCUGCAGGACCCCUCCGUGGAGCCCCGAAAACGCGCGGUGGAAAAGCGGCGGAACUGGUCCUCUCAAGUGGAUUGUUGUAAUAAGGAGACACCGCAAGCAAUUCAUUGGAGACUCCCCCAACCAAGUCAUUUGGGUCGAUUUCCCUUCUUCCAGGUUGGAACGCCUGGGAGGUCUCCCUAUUUGGAGCUUAGCCAAGUCUCUGGAACGAAUUCUCAAAUCCAUCCGGUCGAGGGCCUGACGAUGCCCCGAAGACCGUGGGCGAAAGG
Messenger RNA from Durusdinium trenchii, 1387 nucleotides. Lineage: Eukaryota; Dinophyceae; Suessiales; Symbiodiniaceae. The record is from the annotation of a GenBank genome assembly.